This is a messenger RNA of Leptidea sinapis, 3993 nucleotides long. RefSeq names its product mitochondrial intermediate peptidase. The record is from RefSeq and is a predicted model, not a curated record. Gene Ontology annotation, biological process: peptide metabolic process. Gene Ontology annotation, cellular component: mitochondrion. Lineage: Eukaryota; Metazoa; Arthropoda; Insecta; Lepidoptera; Pieridae. Bases 158 to 2215 code for a protein of 685 amino acids. Gene Ontology annotation, molecular function: metalloendopeptidase activity. The transcript is spliced from 13 exons.
UUUCAGAAUUCAGACUUCAGGUUCAGUUCAAAAUAAUACAAAGUAAACAAAGUCUACCAUAUCAUAGAAAUUGAGCAAAUAUACCGUAUACGACUUUGAUAUUAUUCUUUUUAUGCCGCAUUUUUAUUUAUUUGAACUUUAAUUUUAUGCAUCUACAAUGAGGAUUCUCAAGCCAGCGUGGAUUACUGGUAGAUGUGGCGUUAGUACAUGGUCUCCUCUAGCUACGGCAUUCAACACUAGGCCUACACAUAGACCAAUAUUUGACUCUCUGCGAGUACAAACUGGUCUCUUCAAUAAACCGGAACUGACAAGCUAUGAAGGAUUCUACACAUUGAAGGAGCAAGCUAUAGAUGCAACAGAUCGACUCAUAGAUGAAGCAACGAAUAACCCAACUAGGCCUAUGGUGGAAAUAUUUGAUGAGCUGUCAGAUACAUUGUGCAAAGUUGCUGAUCUCGCUGAAUUUGUUAGGAUUGCCCAUCCGGACCCACACUUCGCUAGUGCUGCAGAAGAUGCUUGUAUUAGUGUUAGUGGUGUUGUUGAAAAGUUAAAUACUCACAAAGGCUUAUAUGAAGCUCUAAGGGACUCUGUGCGCCGGGGUACAUCAGGCGACAAGCAUUUAGCUGAAUUGUUUCUUUUUGACUUUGAACAAAGUGGUAUCCAAUUAGAAGAGAGCUCCAGGCAAGAGGUGGUUGCUUUAAACGAUCUCAUACUUCAGACUGGUCAGCAGUUUAUGGCAGGGGCUGCCAAGCCCAGGAGAGUACCGCGGUCUGUUGUUCCACAGAACGUACGGCAGUUUUUCAGCACAGAAGGCGAUGACGUAAUAGUCAGCGGGGUGUACGCGGAAUGUGGAGAAGCAGCGGCUCGAGAGGCCGCCUACCGGCUCUACCUGGCGCCUGACGUGCGGCAGGACCGCCUGCUGACGACCACGAUACGGGCCAGACAUCGACUGGCACAGCUCUGUGGCUUCCCAAGCCACGCAGACAGAGCAAUAAAAGCGAGUACCAUGGAAACAUCUAGUAACGUACGAGAGUUUCUCGAUAUCCUGUCUGAUAACCUUCAUGACAGAGCCAACAUGGACUUUGAGGCGAUGGCGAGGAUGAAGGCAAUAGAAUCUCCUUAUCAGGAAAAGCUCAUGUGUUGGGAUACUCCAUACUUCACCCACAAAGCGAAGACACAGCUGUUAAAUGCAGCCAACUCUGACUUUAGCCCAUACUUCUCUCUGGGCGGCUGUAUGGAGGGGCUCAAUAUGCUGUGCCAGGAGUUGUACGGCAUCACGCUGCAGUCUGAAGAAAUGUUGCCAGGCGAAUCGUGGGCACCGGACGUGUACAAACUAGCGGUGGUCCACCAGCGCGAAGGUCUACUGGGGCACAUCUACUGCGAUCUGUACGAGCGUCCGGGGAAGCCGCACCAGGACUGCCACUUCACUAUCCAGGGAGGAAAGCUUUUGCCCGACGGGACUUAUCAGAAUCCGAUCGUGGUGAUAAUGCUGUCGCUGAACGGCGGGCAUCGGUCGGGGCCUGCGCUCCUGGGCGCGGGUGCCGUCGACAACCUGUUCCACGAGGCGGGCCACGCGCUGCACUCCAUGCUGGGCCGUGCCGCGCACCAGCACGUGGCGGGCACGCGCUGCGCCACAGACCUGGCCGAGCUGCCCAGCGUGCUCAACGAGUACUUCGCCUCCAGUCCCGAGGUGGUGCGGAGGUUCGCGCGUCACUUCCAGACUCGAGAGGCGAUGCCGGAGGAGAUGCUACAGAGGCUCUGCGCCUCCAAAUACCUGUUCGGGGCGAGUGAGAUGCAGUUGCAGGUGUUCUACUCAGUGCUGGAUCAGCAGUACCACGGCGUGAACGCUGCCGAUGUUGACAACACAACCAGCGUGCUGCAGGAGACACAGAAGCAAUACUACGGACUGCCCUACGUCGACAAUACGGCGUGGCAACACCGAUUCAGUCACCUGAUAGGCUACGGAGCGAAGUACUACUCGUACCUGAUAUCGCGCGCACUGGCAUGGAGCGUGUGGCGGCAGAACUUUGAGGCACGUCCGCUCUGCUCCGCGGCCGGACACAGACUGCGCCAAUCAGUGCUUAGCCACGGGGGCGCGCUCCCACCACAGGUGCUGCUGCGUGAGUACCUCGGCACGGAGAUCACCCCGCGUGCUCUGGCCACAGCGCUCACCGACGAACUUGACUACCACAGAGAUCGACUCAAACACUGUCUGUGAGAUAGCUGAUGAUAACUACAUAAGAACCGGUUUGAACCGCUUCUACACCAUUUAUCAAUUAUUAUACGAGAGUGGGUAUAAGCACAUCUCAAAGUGUCUACCGGACUGUCACUGCUGUUAACUACAUAAGAACCGGUUUCAACCGCUUCUACACCAUUUAUCAAUUACUAUACGAGAGUGGGUAUAAACACAUCUCAAAGUGUCUAUCGGACUGUCGCUGCUGUUAACUACAUAAGAACCGGUUUCAACCGCUUCUACACCAUUUAUCAAUUACUAUACGAGAGUGGGUAUAAACACAUCUCAAAGUGUCUAUCGGACUGUCGCUGCUGUUAACUACAUAAGAACCGGUUUCAACCGCUUCUACACCAUUUAUCAAUUAUUAUACGACAGUGGGUAUAAACACAUCUCAAAGUGUCUACCGGACUGUCGCUGCUGUUAUCUACAUAAGAACCGGUUUCAACCGCUUCUACACCAUUUAUCAAUUAUUAUACGAGAGUGGGUAUAAACACAUCUCAAAGUGUCUACCGGACUGUCGCUGCUGUUAACUACAUAAGAACCGGUUUCAACCGCUUCUACACCAUUUAUCAAUUAUUAUACGAGAGUGGGUUUAAACACAUCUCAAAGUGUCUACCGGACUGUCGCUGCUGUUAACUACAUAAGAACCGGUUUCAACCGCUUCUACACCAUUUAUCAAUUAUUAUACGACAGUGGAUAUAAACACAUCUCAAAGUGUCUACCGGACUGUCGCUGCUGUUAACUACAUAAGAACCGGUUUCAACCGCUUCUACACCAUUUAUCAAUUAUUAUACGAGAGUGGGUAUAAACACAUCUCAAAGUGUCUACCGGACUGUCGCUGCUGUUAACUACAUAAGAACCGGUUUCAACCGCUUCUACACCAUUUAUCAAUUAUUAUACGAGAGUGGGUUUAAACACAUCUCAAAGUGUCUACCGGACUGUCGCUGCUGUUAACUACAUAAGAACCGGUUUCUACCGCUUCUACACCAUUUAUCAAUUAUUAUACGACAUUGGGUAUAAACACAUCUCAAAGUAUCUACCGGACUGUCGCUGCUGUUAACUACAUAAGAACCGGUUUCAACCGCUUCUACACCAUUUAUCAAUUAUUAUACGAGAGUGGGUAUAAACACAUCUCAAAGUGUAUACCGGACUGUCGCUGCUGUUAACUACAUAAGAACCGGUUUCAACCGCAUCUACACCAUUUAUCAAUUAUUAUACGAGAGUGGGUUUAAACACAUCUCAAAGUGUCUACCGGACUGUCGCUGCUGUUAACUACAUAAGAACCGGUUUCAACCGCUUCUACACCAUUUAUCAAUUAUUAUACGACAGUGGAUAUAAACACAUCUCAAAGUGUCUACCGGACUGUCGCUGCUGUUAACUACAUAAGAACCGGUUUCAACCGCUUCUACACCAUUUAUCAAUUAUUAUACGAGAGUGGGUAUAAACACAUCUCAAAGUGUCUACCGGACUGUCGCUGCUGUUAACUACAUAAGAACCGGUUUCAACCGCUUCUACACCAUUUAUCAAUUAUUAUACGAGAGUGGGUUUAAACACAUCUCAAAGUGUCUACCGGACUGUCGCUGCUGUUAACUACAUAAGAACCGGUUUCAACCGCUUCUACACCAUUUAUCAAUUAUUAUACGAGAGUGGGUAUAAACACAUCUCAAAGUGUCUACCGGACUGUCGCUGCUGUUAACUACAUAAGAACCGGUUUCAACCGCUUCUACACCAUUUAUCAAUUAUUAUACGAGAGUGGGUUUAAA